Molecule: messenger RNA, 1119 nt
Organism: Torulaspora delbrueckii
Lineage: Eukaryota; Fungi; Ascomycota; Saccharomycetes; Saccharomycetales; Saccharomycetaceae
Gene: ENV7
Product: putative serine/threonine protein kinase ENV7
Exons: 1
Coding region: 1-1119 (372 amino acids)
Biological process (GO): regulation of vacuole fusion, non-autophagic; vacuolar protein processing; protein phosphorylation
Cellular component (GO): Golgi apparatus; cytoplasm
Molecular function (GO): protein serine/threonine kinase activity; protein tyrosine kinase activity; ATP binding
Source: RefSeq, a predicted model, not a curated record
AUGGAAACUCUUAGGGAGAUCGUGAAGACAUUCUGCAGUCUGUGCUGUUGCUGCUGCCGGAUCUCAGAUUCUUAUGUCUCGAUCAAUGGACGGCGCUAUACCAUCAGGAGGCUGCUCGGCGAGGGAACCCUUUCAUUUGUGUACUUAGUACAACGUUUGGGCAGCAAAACGGCUACCGGCAGUAUCAGCUUGGGGAACGCACCGGAAUUGUAUGCUUUGAAGAGGAUCAGAUGUCCUUUUGGUAAUAUUGAGAGUAUAUCUGCGGCGAUGAAGGAAGUAGACAACUAUAAAAGGUUCCAAAGCCCUUAUAUUAUCACCCUAGUGGACUCGCAAGUAGUGCAGGAGAAGGAUGGGUCCAAGACUCUGUGCAUACUGCUGCCGUAUUUCCCUUUGGGAUCUUUGCAGGACAUGGUGAAUCGUAAUUUGUUAAAGGGGACUUUCGUAUCUGAGGCCGAAUGCAUAAGAAUCAUGAUAGGUAUCGCUAGAGGUCUACGUUGUCUCCACGAUCCAUCUGCUAGGGAAACUUCCGAUGCAGAGACUAUGCGAGAUACCGUAUCGUUGUCCUACAGCGACGAAGCUGCAUUUUUACUAGACGACACCCCGCUUGAGCUAGAUGUCUUAUCCUCGCACAAUACAGUUAAUACUAGGUCAUACGUCCACAGGGAUAUUAGACUCGCAAACAUCCUGUUCUCGUCAGAGGGUCUACCUGUGGUUUCGGACUUGGGCUCCUGUUGCAAAGCGGAUAUCACAGUUUCAACCAAGCACCAACUCAACGAGUUACAAGAUUGGGUCACUGCAAAUUGUAGCUUCCCCUACACAGCCCCCGAGUUACUUAACGUCAAACUAAACAGUACGAUCGAUUGUAAGGCAGAUAUAUGGUCCGUAGGUUGCACCUGCUAUGCAAUGCUCUUUGGAAUGUCGCCAUUCGAACGAGAACUUCAAGUAAGUGGCGCGUCGCUGACUUACGCCAUAGGAUGUGGUAAGUAUACUUUCCCAAAACAGACAAGAUACUCAGAGAGUCUACUAGCAGUGAUCAAGAGCUGUCUCCAGGUAGAUCCAACGGCUCGUCCAGAUAUAAACGAGCUUCUUGAUACUUUACAGGAUCUGCAGACCUCGUGA